Molecule: messenger RNA, 2394 nt
Organism: Phaeoacremonium minimum UCRPA7
Lineage: Eukaryota; Fungi; Ascomycota; Sordariomycetes; Togniniales; Togniniaceae
Product: putative atp-dependent permease mdl2 protein
Exons: 1
Coding region: 1-2394 (797 amino acids)
Biological process (GO): transmembrane transport
Cellular component (GO): membrane
Molecular function (GO): ATP hydrolysis activity; ABC-type oligopeptide transporter activity; ATP binding
Source: RefSeq, a predicted model, not a curated record
AUGAGUCCCGGGGCGGUGCGACGAGCAGUCCUGCUCCCGCAGCGUACCCUCGGCCUCGGUCUGACGGCUCAGCGAACAUCGGAGCUGCUUCGCGAUGGAUUGACGCCGCAGUCAAGCUUCCCAAAUACCCUCAGGGCCUCUGCUUCGUCAUUCCGAUCAAUCUCGCACACAUCGAAGACAUAUGCGAACUUCGCCACGUCGCGCAUUAGCAUUAGCAUUCGCGCACGCUCACCUCUCUCUAACAGCCUCGUUCGAUCAUCACCGUUCGAUGUCUUGCGUCCUUUCUCAACAGCUCAGAGUUUACAGCAAGAGGAUACACAAUUGAAAAAAGAAAUAGCUACACCGAAAGAUGCGAAGGUUGCAGAGACCACCAAAUCACAAGGUGCGGACCAGGAGAAUACGGCAGAUUACUUGGACCAACAUGGCUUCCAGAGGAGCGAAAAGGCCGACAAGGCAGCGCACAUCAACAUGAGCGCACGCCUGUCGAAGGAGGGAAAAACACAGGGACAGUCAGGCUGGUCAGAGGUCUGGCGUCUCAUGAAGAUCGCAAGGCCGGAGAUAAGGUGGCUAGGCAUAGCCUUCUUUUUCCUGCUAAUCUCGUCUUCCGUCACGAUGUCUAUUCCUUUCUCUGUAGGACGGAUUCUAGAUUUGGCGACGAAGGGCCCGGUCGAGGAUGCGCGGAUACUGGGCCUGACCCUGACACAGUUCUUCCUCGGCUUCGCUGCCUUCAUGACACUCGGCGCUAUCGCGAACUACGGAAGAAUAGUGCUCCUACGUAUCGUCGGUGAGCGGGUGGUGUCUAGACUGAGAACGCAGCUUUACAGGAGAACGUACGUCCAGGAUGCUGAGUUCUUCGAUGCCAACAGAGUCGGCGAUCUUAUUUCCCGCCUGAGCUCCGACACAGUCAUUGUGGGCAAGAGCAUCACUCAAAAUAUAUCGGAUGGACUUCGUUCAUUCGUCAGUGGCACUGCUGGUUUCGUUGCCAUGGCAUGGCUCUCUCCCAAACUAACAUCUAUUAUCCUGCUCAUGUUCCCGCCGAUCGCGAUUGGCGCGUUCUUCUAUGGACGGAUGAUCAGAAAUCUCAGUCGGCAGAUUCAGAGAAAUCUGGGUACUUUAACGAAAAUUGCCGAGGAGCGGCUCGGAAACAUCAAAACCAGUCAAGCAUUUGCUGGCGAAAUACAAGAGGUUCGGCGCUACAACAACCAGGUACGGAAGAUCUUUGCAUUGGGUAGGAAGGAGUCCCUCAUUGCUGCCACAUUCUUUGGCUCGACCGGCUGGGCGGGCAACAUGACUGUUCUAGCACUCUUAAUCGUCGGAGGAAACCUUGUUAGGAGUGGGACGAUGUCUCUCGGCGACCUGACAUCAUUCAUGAUGUACACAGCAUUUGCUGGAUCUAGUCUCUUUGGAGUCUCAGGCUUCUAUUCGGAGCUGAUGAAGGGUGUAGGCGCUGCUAGUCGUCUCUUCGAACUGCAGGACAGAAAGCCUACCAUCCCAGCAACAGUAGGUGUCAAGGUCACAUCGGCGCAAGGACCGAUCAAAUUUUCGAAUGUUACUUUUGCCUACCCGACUCGACCGGCGGUAAAGAUCUUCGAUGGUUUGGACUUCGAGAUACCAUCGGGAAGCAACGUGUGCAUUGUUGGACCAUCUGGAGGCGGCAAGUCAACUGUUGCUAGUCUUCUGUUGAGAUUCUACAAUCCCGUUGCAGGAAGCAUCACCAUCAACGGGAUAGACGUCAAAGACAUGAACGUGAAGUCCUUGCGGCGGCGCAUCGGUAUGGUAGCACAAGAGCCAGUGCUCUUCUCUGGUUCCAUUGCGGAGAAUAUUGCCUACGGUCGACCACACGCCACUCGGUCUGAGAUCAUCAUAGCGGCUCAAAAAGCCAACUGCCAGUUCAUCAGCGACUUCCCGGAGGGUCUUGAAACGCAAGUCGGUGCUCGAGGUGCUCAAUUAUCAGGAGGUCAGAAGCAGAGAAUCGCCAUCGCUAGAGCACUGCUAAAGGACCCGGAUAUUCUUAUCCUCGAUGAGGCCACCUCGGCUCUCGAUGCCGAGUCGGAGACCUUGGUCAACUCGGCGUUAGCUGCGCUGCUCAAGGGCAGAAGCACCACGAUUUCAAUUGCCCAUCGCCUCUCCACGAUCAAGCGGUCAGAUCAGAUCAUCGUGCUCUCUAAUGAAGGCACCGUGGCGGAGAUCGGCAGCUACACGGAGCUGAGCGCCAACCCUGAUAGUGCGUUCAGCAAGUUGAUGGAGUGGCAGAUGAGCGGCGGCGACGUGCCAGCGGACCAUCGUCUGCGCUCAGACGGCCAUAUUACCGAGGCCGAAGAGAUCGAGGAGGAGCUAGAGGAGCCAGAAGACGAGGAAGAGAUCAUCGCAGAGGAGGAAAUCAAGAGGCAGUAA